GAGUUUGCAGCCAUGACGGCGGCGUAUAAUGCUCCGGUGCUUCUGAUAACGGUGAUCGCGCGGCUAUUGCUAGUGGGGCUUUGGGCGCCGGCGGAAGUACGCCCUUCUGUGGAGCCGAGUCAUAGCUCAGUUCCAUUCAACCGGAGCAGUUUUCCGGCAGGGUUUAUCUUCGGAGCUGGCUCCGCCGCUUAUCAGUUAGAAGGAGCAGCAAGUAAAGAUGGAAGAGGUCCAAGUAUUUGGGAUACUUUCACCAAGAACCACCCAGAAAAAAUUUGGGAUCAUAGCAGUGGUGAAAUAGCUACCGAUUUCUACCAUCGUUAUAAGGAGGAUAUAAAAAUAAUGAAACUGAUGGGGCUGGACUCUUUCAGAUUCUCCAUAUCUUGGUCUAGAAUUUUGCCAAAGGGAAAACUUCGUGGAGGUGUGAAUCCACUCGGCGUGAAAUUCUACAACAAUGUCAUCAACGAACUCCUUGCCAAUGGAAUAGUGCCAUAUGUCACUUUGUUUCACUGGGAUCUCCCUCAAGCACUCGAAGAUGAGUACGGAGGAUUUCUAAGUCCCAAAGUUGUGGAUGAUUAUCGGGAAUACGUGGAUUUGUGCUUCAAAUUAUUCGGCGAUCGGGUCAAGUAUUGGGUAACCUUAAACGAACCAUAUUCGUAUAGCGCUAAUGGGUACAACGGCGGCACAUUCGCUCCCGGAAGAUGCUCCAACUACGUCGGAAAUUGCACUGCCGGUAACUCCGCCACCGAGCCCUACAUCGUCGCCCACCAUCUUCUUCUCUCCCACUCCGCCGCCGUCAAACUCUACAAGCAAAAGUAUCAGAAAAAGCAGAAGGGGCAAAUUGGAAUCACAUUGGUGACUCACUGGUUUAGGCCCAAACGAAACACACCAGCUUCGCAAAGAGCGGCGUAUCGAGCUCUUGAUUUCUUCUUGGGAUGGUUUAUGCAUCCGAUUACUUAUGGCGACUACCCGAAAUCAAUGCGCCAGUACGUCGGUGAUAGGUUGCCGAAAUUCUCCGUUGCAGAGUCGAAAAGCAUUAAAGGAUCGUUUGAUUUUCUUGGACUGAAUUACUACACUGGGAAUUAUGCUGAUGAUGUGCCUUUCUCAAAUUCGCCCAACAAAAGCUAUAGUUCUGAUAUGCACGUCUCACUUUCUACUGAGAAAGACGGUGUUCUAAUCGGACCAGCGACUGGUUUGAACUGGCUUUACAUCUACCCAGAGGGCAUUCGUCUACUAUUGAAAUAUAUAAAAGCACAGUACAAAAACCCAACUAUUUACAUCACUGAGAAUGGUAUGGCUUAUUCAGACAAUAGUACACAACCAAUUAAGGAAGCUUUGAAAGAUGGAACAAGAAUCAGAUACCACCAUGCUCAUCUUGCAUCUCUUCUUGAAGCUAUUAAGGAAGGUGUGAAAGUAAAGGGAUAUUACGCAUGGACAUUGUUGGAUGACUUCGAAUGGGAUGCAGGCUACACAGUGCGGUUCGGCCUCGUCUACGUUGAUUUCAGGCACAAAUUGGCAAGGUACCUCAAGUAUUCUGCUUACUGGUUGAAGCGGUUCCUUCUCCAUUGAGCUUUAUAGUAGAAAUCUCUCCCACUCGCCGGAGCUUCUAUGGAAGCAUUAACGAAUAAGGGAGGUGAUGUGGGUGAAAUAAGGAAGGUCUUUGUGUUGUCUCUGUGUUGGGAAUUUCUAGCAAAAAAGAGCUGUUUGGUGUGAGAAUUCCAACGAAUUUUCAUUGUAGAAGUGUUUGUGAAUCAAGUUGAACCAGGUCAAACUGAUGGAUCCGGUUAAGUUAUUAUGUAGCCUUUUCUUAUUGAUUCCGCUUAAAUAAUAAUAAAAUUAUUGAUGGUUCAGGUUAA
Benincasa hispida (wax gourd) is the source of this 1853-nucleotide messenger RNA. Its product is annotated as vicianin hydrolase-like. The record is from RefSeq and is a predicted model, not a curated record. NCBI's taxonomy places the organism in Eukaryota, Viridiplantae, Streptophyta, Magnoliopsida, Cucurbitales, Cucurbitaceae. Gene Ontology annotation, biological process: carbohydrate metabolic process. Gene Ontology annotation, molecular function: beta-glucosidase activity.